This is a messenger RNA of Phytophthora sojae, 225 nucleotides long. RefSeq lists its product as hypothetical. Lineage: Eukaryota; Oomycota; Peronosporomycetes; Peronosporales; Peronosporaceae. The transcript has a single exon. The annotation marks the transcript as partial. The record is from RefSeq and is a predicted model, not a curated record.
UACAUUCUCUGCGUUCGCCUGAAGGACAGCCUUGAGGAGGCUGGUCAGUAUCGCCUGGACUCGGUAGUGAACGGCCUUUUUGAAGGCCCCCCAAUGCCCAUCAGGACUAUCGAGGGGGGUUCUACCGUGGCGUUGGACGCCCACCGAUUGCUGGGACUUUCUCCGGGUGCAAAUUUGCCGGUAGGUUUUAACGAUCCAGUGACUUUUGACGUCUUCAGCGCGGUC